AUGUCCAACUUGAAAAUUAAAGUAAUAAGUCGUAACCCAGAAGAUUAUCUCCGUUCCACUAAAAGAGAUAUUCAUAAAAUUCCUAGGAAUUAUGACCCGAGUCUGCAUCCCCUUGAGGGUCCACGGGAGUAUGUCAGAGCAUUAAAUGCGGUGAAACUAGAGAGAGUAUUUGCGAAGCCUUUUCUCGGCAGUCUUGAUGGUCACUCAGAUGGCGUAUCCAGUUUGGGCAAGCAUCCUAGCCGAUUAUCCGUUUUGGCCAGUGGAGCUUUUGACGGUGAGAUCAGAAUAUGGGACUUAACAAGUCGUAAAUGUACGAGAAAUUUCAUUGCACAUGAAGGAUGGGUUCGCGCUAUUUGCUACACACCAAAUGGUCAACAGUUCAUGAGUGUUGGUGAUGACAAAACAAUUAAGACUUGGAAAGCUGAGAUUCAAGAUCCCGAUGACGAAGAUCCUGUUAAUACACUUCUCAGUAUGUCAGUUGUAUCUGGCAUCAGCCAUCACAGAGCAAAACCAAUAUUUGCUACUUGCGGCGAACACUGUCAGUUGUGGGAAAAUACUAGGAGUGAACCUAUCAAAGUAUUUCAAUGGGGAGUAGACAGCCUGCAUCAUGUUGCAUUUAAUCAGGUAGAAACUAAUCUGUUAGCAGCAUGUGCGAGUGAUAGGAGCGUUAUACUUUAUGACUUCCGUGAGUCAGGUCCUCUUAGAAAAGUAGUGAUGGAACUGAGAUCAAAUGCACUGUCUUGGAAUCCCAUGGAGGCAUAUAUAUUUACUGUAGCUAAUGAAGACUAUAACCUAUACACAUUCGACAUCAGAAAACUAAGACAACCAGUGAAUGUUCAUGUCGACCACACAUCCGCAGUAAUUGAUGUGGAUUAUGCACCGACUGGAAGAGAAUUUGUUGCUGGUAGCUACGAUAAGACUGUUAGGAUAUUUGAGAGUCUUAAAGGACACUCCAGAGAUGUUUAUCAUACAAAGAGAAUGCAGAGAUUGACUUGUGUUAAAUGGACAUUGGAUAAUAAAUAUAUUUUGACCGGUUCAGAUGAAAUGAAUAUAAGAAUGUGGAAGGCUAGAGCUUCAGAAAAACUUGGUGUUCUCAAACCUCGAGAACGUACAGCUCUUAAUUAUUCAGAAGCUUUGAAGGAGAAAUUCAGUGGACAUCCACAAAUAAAACGUAUAGCACGUCACAGGCAUGUACCGAAACAUAUAUUGAACGCUCAGAAAGAACUUCGUACUAUCAAAGAGAAGAACAAACGUAAAGAAGGCAACAAACGCUCCCACAGCAAACCUGGUUCUGUGCCAUUUGUACCUGAACGUAAAAAGCAUGUCGUUAAAGAAGAUGAGUGA
This is a messenger RNA of Danaus chrysippus (African queen), 1344 nucleotides long. NCBI's taxonomy places the organism in Eukaryota, Metazoa, Arthropoda, Insecta, Lepidoptera, Nymphalidae. The record is from the annotation of a GenBank genome assembly.